Psylliodes chrysocephalus is the source of this 429-nucleotide messenger RNA. Lineage: Eukaryota; Metazoa; Arthropoda; Insecta; Coleoptera; Chrysomelidae. The record is from the annotation of a GenBank genome assembly.
AUGUUGAAAAGACUGAAUUAUUUACAAGAGAAAGGAAUUGUUAUUAGCGACGGCGUAUUUGAAGAAAUAUCAUACCUCAAAGACUUUGUAGAAAAACGAAGGGAUAAUGAAAUUUGGACCAGAAAAGCCAUGUACGAAAAAUGGUUGACUUUCUUUCAAGAAAGCGACAUUUUAGAAAGGAAACAGACCUUAAUUUUGAUGUGCCAAUACUUAUACGCAAUUCCUGGUCACAACGCCAAUGUGGAAAGAAUAUUUUCUUUGGUAGUUGCACAGUGGACUAAAGAACGCAAUCGCCUUCAAAUAGAAACAGUCGAAAGCAUAGUUCAAACAAAAUUCAAUUUUAAUAUGACAUGUUCAAAAUUCCAUAAGUACGUUAUGGGUAAACCUGACCUGCUGCAGAAAGUGAAGAAAUCUGAGAAAUAUAAUUAA